AUGAUAGAAAAGAGAAAUAAUUUUAAUGUAGUGAUCCCAUUAUACAACAUGAUCAACGGCCAGAUCGCGUACUCCAUAUGCAUGCUUAUCACUGGCCUGACAGCCAGUCUCUACACAUAUUACCCAAACAUUGGUCUCCUGUACUUUAACUUUGGGCUAAAUAUGCUAUUCUGCGGGACUAUAGACUCCGUGACCAGCGUAUGGAUAGUGGAGAUGUGGCAACACAACUGCGGCCCCUAUACACAAGGUCUGCAGUUCGUGUUGGCGGUCGGUUCCCUAAUCACACCCCUUAUCGCCAACCCUUUCCUCUCGGAGACCACUUAUCAAUCGGUUGAAGUGAAUAUCACCGCAAACGGCACCACAACUCUUGUGGAUCAGAUCAUACCCUUUACGAGUCCCACGAGAAUACAGAUCCCGCUGUUAUUCGUUGGCGGAAUUAUCAUGGCCUGCGCUCUCAUCAUCGGUGGCCUCAACUUCUACCACAAAUACACGCCUCGAGUGGUGGAGAAGUCGAAGAAUAGCCCUCAAGGAAUACACCAUAAAAAGGCGUCGUUGUGUACUCGAGUGACCGACCGGUUGGCCGCGGAACUGAUGCCCACGAAAACUAUCCUAUCGUUGAUUGUAUUGUCGGCAUUCAUGAUAGGCUUCGUUACAGCGAUUCAGUGGAAUUAUGUGGCCUUUUGGACCGAAUUCGGUAACCUCUGCGGACUUCAGCUCAAUAAUCAGUUGGCCAACGAUAUGUUGUCUGUGAUGCUGGGCUCGUACGCCCUGAGUCGGGCCCUAUCCAUACCCAUGUCCUACUUCUUGGGCCCAUACGUCAACAUUUACUACAUCUCGCAAAUACUGUUUAUUAUCUACUCAAACACGUCGGUGGCUGUGGUUUGGGCGGCCAACGUGUUGAUGGGCCUGGGAUUGGGCCCGAUCUUUGCCGCGGUGUUCCAGAUGGUCGAGUCGAUUACCCCGAUGACCAAUAUAAUCGGGGUGUUUGUUAUUUGUUAUGCACUUGUGGCAAUACAAACCACAGUGUUAUCGGAUUCCCUCAACAUUACGAUUACAAAUAUGACAAACGGAGAACUGGAAGGAAUGGCCCAAUGUUUGGAGAUUCGCCGACAAUCGGUCAGACAAUGUAUGACUGAUUGGGCGCACAAUUGGCCCCAAAAGAGAGCUGAGGGCAGACCUAUGGUGCGAAUGUGUUGUCAAAAUUGGGCUUAUUUUGAUUGCUUCAAAAACGGGGCUCAGAGUGAAUGUAAUAUAACGUGGGAAUGGCAUAAGUUGUUGGACAUAUACCGGGAUAGCGGCACUGUCCGCAUGUGCACUAUCAUAGAUUAUGGAUCCAAUAGUAUAUAA
Molecule: messenger RNA, 1347 nt
Organism: Medioppia subpectinata
Lineage: Eukaryota; Metazoa; Arthropoda; Arachnida; Sarcoptiformes; Oppiidae
Source: the annotation of a GenBank genome assembly